This is a messenger RNA of Drosophila willistoni, 896 nucleotides long. RefSeq lists its product as uncharacterized. The record is from RefSeq and is a predicted model, not a curated record. Bases 122 to 829 code for a protein of 235 amino acids. The transcript is spliced from 2 exons. NCBI's taxonomy places the organism in Eukaryota, Metazoa, Arthropoda, Insecta, Diptera, Drosophilidae.
CAACACUCAAAAUCGAUAACACUUAUAUCGUUUCACACACGAACUAGCUCCAUGUAUCGAUAUUUAUCGAUAUUUUAUACUAACGGAUUAGCUUUUACUAUGUUGUUCAACUUUCUAUAAAAUGGAUUUGCCAGUGAAUUCAGCUGCCUCUACGGCUUCGACACCAAAUCCCAAGCAAAGCCAUAUACACAAGCAGCUGGUACAUUAUGCCACGAAAUCUAGUCGGAUUUUCUACAUCCAUGACGCCUCCGCCUGGCACGACUUUGUCACCGAUCUUCCGCCUUAUAGAGAUCUCACCUCUCACGAGUUACGCAAUAUAUUUCUAACAGAUGUGCUGCCAAAGGUGUUUCUCUACCCCAUGCCCGAUCCAAUUAAAAAGCUGUUAAGCAUAUUGGAUCUACAUCCGUGCUUUCGUCGUGUGUCCCAGGGGUAUCAGUAUGUGCCCGGAAGCCAUGGACCAAUUAAUGUGCAAUUAACACUCAAGCCAAAUAGAGACUAUUGUCUUCUAAGCGAAGUUUCCUCAGCAAGACCAUGUCAAACGAUCCUUGUGGACACCGAUGGAAAGAAUCCCAGUGGCGCUUCUAAUGUUCAACUGAGCCCAAAGACUCUGGCAAUGCUUUCGUCCAUAUUAUCAACCGAUUCGGAGUUACUUAUGUGCCAAAUGCAUAGUCUUGGCGAGAUACACCAGCGUUUGCGUAAGGCCAAGCAAUCAUUUGAGAAUAAUGGCACUAUGGCACCUUAUCGCAGCAAUAUAAACGAUUUAACUAGGCGUUUGGAAAUAUUUGUCACGGUGAAAAAAAAGGUUUGCCAAACCAUGUCAGAUUUUUAAAGUUAUAUUUUAAGCCCAAACAGUUAACAAGUACGAACUUGACAUUACUCAAAGCAUCGUAGUUAAU